ACAUUAUGACAGCGACCAGAGAAGGAAGAAAAAAAAAAGUGUUGCACUCUCUGUUGUUGUUUUCUUUGCCGAGAAAGUGGUCACGGUGGUGCUUGUGAGCGUGUGUGCACACGAAUGGUUUGCUCGCCCGUAAUUCUGUAAGCCUUCCCCCCAAAGGCGACACCAUCUACCAAACGCCCGUUCCGCCGGAAGUGUCCUUUUCGCCCGGCCUUUAUCCUUCCCUCGACGGGAGGGGGGCGGACGCGAAGUGAAGCAAGACGACCACAGCUCUCUCUCAGCUGGGCUGUGAAAACUUGCCCCAUUCCACAUCCUCAACGUAUGUGUGUGUGUGUGUGUGUGUGCGGCUCUCGGGAAAACGCGUGAAAAACAGUGGAAAACUAGUCAUGAGUGAGGAUGGGACAGCGACCACCAGCACCGAUCAGACGGCCGAAACGAUGAGCAGCAAGGAGAAGCGCAAGCUCAAAGUGAUCAUAGUGGGCGCCGGGAUGGCAGGCCUGUCGUCCGCGAACCACCUGGCAAAGAACGGUUGCACGGAUUUUCUCAUCCUCGAAGGGCGCAACCGUGUCGGCGGUCGCAUCGUGUCGAUCGAUAUGGGAUCGCAAAAGAUCGAGCUCGGUGCGAACUGGAUCCACGGUGUCCUUGGCAACCCAAUGUUCGAGCUAGCGAUGCAGCACGGGCUGAUCAGCAUCAUCAACAUACCGAAGCCGCACAAGGUGGUGGCCGCGACGGAGGACGGCAAGCAGGUGCCGUUCCAGAUACUGCAGGAAAUCUACGAAGCGUACGUGUGCUUUCUGCGGCGCUGCGAGGAGUACUUCCUGUGCCAGUACCUGCCCCCGCCCGACAUACACAGCGUCGGCGAGCACAUCAACCUGGAGGUGGAGCUGUACCUGGACGGGGUCGACUGUGCGAAGGAGAAGCACCUGCGCAAGCUCAUCUUCGACUGUCUGCUGAAGCGCGAAACGUGCAUCACCGGGUGCCACAGCAUGGACGAGAUCGAUCUGCUCGAGCUGGGCAGCUACACGGAGCUGCAGGGCGGCAACAUCGUGCUGCCGUCCGGGUACAGCUCCAUCCUGAAGCCGCUGUGUGACAAUCUGCCAAACGAAAACAUCGUCCUGUCGUGCCCGGUGCGGCGCAUCCACUGGAAGCGGAAAGCGACCCGGCGUGCCGGCGGUGCGGCUACCGCCGCCGCGGCCGACACGAUCCUGGAGGAGGAUGAAGAGGAGCAGGACGAUGGCAACGAGUCGGACGAUUCGGAUCGAACCGUCACGGAGGUGCCGGUGGGGGCAGGCGGUGCUGAGCCGACGCAGGAAGAGCGCCGGGUGGGCGAGGAGGCGGCCAGGCGCAUCAAAAGCUCCACCGCCAACGUGGUGGUGGAGUGCGAGAAUGGAGCCAUUUACGAGGCGGACCAUGUGAUUUGCACCCUGCCGCUGGGGGUGCUGAAGGAGCAGGCGGAAACGUUGUUCGUGCCGGCGCUGCCCCAGUACAAGGUGGAAUCGAUCGACAGCUUACUGUUCGGCACGGUGGACAAGAUAUUUCUCGAGUACGAUCGGCCCUUCCUGAACGCGACCAUCAGCGAAAUUAUGCUACUGUGGGAGCAGCAGCAGCAGCAGGAGGAUGAUGGGGAAGGGCAAGAGCGGGACGGACAGUGGCUGAAGGACAACUGGUACAAAAAGAUCUGCUCCUUCUCGAAGGUUUCCGACACGCUGCUGCUCGGCUGGAUAUCGGGCCGGGAGGCGGAAUACAUGGAGACGCUCUCGCACGAGAUCGUGGCCGAACGGUGUACGGACAUUUUGCGCCAGUUUCUGAAGGACCCGUUCGUGCCGAAACCGAAACGCUGCGUGUGUACCAGCUGGCGCAAGCAACCGUUUAGUCGGGGCUCGUACACGGCCAUUGCCGUCGGUGCGUCGCAGGACGAUAUCGACAACAUUGCCCAGCCGCUCUACUCCAGCCCUCAUCAAUCGAAGCCCUCGGUAAUGUUCGCCGGUGAGCAUACGCACGCGAACUUCUACUCGACGGUGCACGGUGCCUACCUGAGCGGUCGAACGGCGGCCCAGAUCCUGCUGACGCCCGACUCUCCGCAGGAGAUUGUGAUGGAAUCGGACAGUAGCGAUCUUAGCUCGUGGAUUCAGGGCAUUGCGCUCGAUUAGUCGGUGGCCAGUGUGGUGCACAUUUCCCCCACCGGAAAGUAGCUUAUGCUUCACUUCCUUUAUCCUACUCUCCCUGUCCUGUCCUAUGUUUUCAACUCCCCUGUCUUCCUCGUUUCGAUGCAAUGUCGCGAGGCUAGGCGUUCGUUUUUAUUUUUACCUUUUCUGACGUGUACCAAGUGACUGAAAACUGCUUACGAUAAACACAGUGAACAGUGGUGGCUAAUUGCAGCAACGCGACAAAGAAAAAGGCACACACAAACUCCUAAUAGCUUCGUAGCAUUACGAUUAAGAUAUACGAGUGUUAGGGUGCGCGUAACGAUAAAACGAAAAACUUACCAAAAAAAAAGGGAAAACAAUUAGACAGGAGAAUAAGGUCGCUGCUCGGUUUAGUUUGUACGUUAACUUAUUAGUUUAUUAAGCCAAAGUGUAGGUGUGUUGGUUUGUGAGGACGAUAACACGAUCAUGACAAUUCUCAUGCGCCUUGUGGGUUGUAAAAAACGGCCAAACCACGUACAUUUGCGCACACUUACUUAAUGUCAGGGGGACCUCCAGAGAGGGGGUACUGCUUUCUGCUGUGUUCAAAACGCUGCACAAAAGGUGAAUUUGACGCUCGAUGUAUUUGGGUACAACAAGCGAACAUAAGUGAUAAGUGGAAGUAUUGUACCGAGGGCCGAUUGGGGGAGGCAAUCGCUUUGCAAAACAAAAAACAAAAAAACAAUGUCCCUCUUAAAGAUGGCACAUAUACCUUACACGUGUCUAGUAUUUCUUCUGUAAGCGAGCAAACAAGGCAGACGCUUAGCUUCUGCGGGUGUUAGGUAAUGUUAGGUAAUGUUAGUUUCUUUCCUUUGUCCUACGUUUUGUGUUAUCACUGAAUUCUAGUCUUCGGAAGUGAAGAUUCGCUUCAGCAAUAGUUUAGUUAGUGCUUUUUUUCCAUUCGUUGAUAGUGCGUUUUGCUCCCUCACUACCCCUCUGAAGGCAUUUGCGACACGCGCGCGCCCCCGCAAUCAGUUAACCAGAUUAGGAGAAUAAUUUUAUGCCAAGCUUUUUCGUUACCCCGCGCACACACUCGCGGCUAAAUGGCCCACAAAGAGGCCCCGCACACUCACUUCGUUCGAAGACAGAAGCGUGUGUGUGUGCGUGUGUGUGCAUUUUCCCCCCAUUUUCUUCUGGUCGCUUGUAGCAGGUAUCGUUUAGUAGAAGUUGCAUUUAAGUAUGUAGUGCUUUUGUUUUUUUUUUGUUUUUGGUAAUCCUGCUGUAAGUUAUUGCGUUGUUAUAUAGACUAUCUUAACGGAUUUCGUUAGCAUGAGUUUCGGUAUGAGUAAGCGGGAUUUUAGGAAAGAGGGCAAGAGGAAGUAGGUGAAGACAAAUGUGCUGGAACAUUAUCGAACGUGAUAGACACAAAAAGUGUAACAGAAGAAAAAAAAGUGCGCGCCGGUAUGAAACGUGCUGUUCGAAGGGACAGGAAAGGGAUUGUACCAAAAAAUGAGAAAGAAAACAACCACACACACACAUAAGUAUUUUGCUAGAAACAACAAAAAAGAAACAAGUAUGUUUUGCGGCGAAUGAUGAUGAAAGAAAUAAAAUAAAGAAUCACAAAUGAACUGUUGAAAAAAAAAUCAAUAAAUGAA
Molecule: messenger RNA, 3775 nt
Organism: Anopheles gambiae (African malaria mosquito)
Lineage: Eukaryota; Metazoa; Arthropoda; Insecta; Diptera; Culicidae
Product: peroxisomal N(1)-acetyl-spermine/spermidine oxidase
Exons: 3
Coding region: 384-2147 (587 amino acids)
Molecular function (GO): polyamine oxidase activity
Source: RefSeq, a predicted model, not a curated record